AGCCCUCACGAGCACCAACAGAGCCAGUUGCUCUCUCGCAUCAUUGUGAAUGUCGAGAAGCUAAACGAGGCCAUCAUGAUGCUGAACAAGAAUCUGCAAGAGAUUAACAUCCAAAACAUGGAUACCGAGCUUGUGGCUCAGAUGUUCAAGAACUACCAGUCUAACGUUCUUUUCCACCUGGAAGGUAUGUACAUAGUCAUGCUGAGACUCGGUUGUAAUCGCACUAACGAACCAUAG
Messenger RNA from Alternaria rosae, 237 nucleotides. RefSeq names its product DASH complex subunit Dad4-domain-containing protein. NCBI's taxonomy places the organism in Eukaryota, Fungi, Ascomycota, Dothideomycetes, Pleosporales, Pleosporaceae. Gene Ontology annotation, biological process: attachment of spindle microtubules to kinetochore. Gene Ontology annotation, cellular component: DASH complex; mitotic spindle. The transcript is spliced from 2 exons. The record is from RefSeq and is a predicted model, not a curated record. The annotation marks the transcript as partial.